AGUGUGGCUCUCUGUUCUGUUCUCAGUCUUGGCGUGGGCCUUCUCCGAGCGUUCUUCCGGGGCUGGGGCUGGACCAUGCUGACUCCGCUGAAAGCAAAAUCAGAGGGGAAGCUUGCAAAACAGAUUUGCAGAGUUGUGUUGGAUCAUUUUGACAAACAGUAUUCCAAAGAACUCGGGGAUUCCUGGAAUACAGUAAGGAAUGUACUAAUAUCGCCAUCAUUGUGGCAAUAUGCCAUCCUCUUCAACCGAUUCAAUUACCCAUUUGAACUGGAAAAGGAUUUACUCUUGAAGGGCUAUCACACACUCUUUCAAGGAUCUUUACCCUCUUAUCCUACAUCAGUGAAGUGCUACCUCAGCAGAACUCCUAACCGAAUGCCUUCAGAAAGACACCAGCUUGGACACUUGAAAAAGUACUACCUCCUAAAUGCUGCUUCUCUUUUCCCAGUACUGGCUCUGGAACUGAGGCACGGGGAGAGUGUUCUGGACCUGUGUGCUGCCCCUGGGGGCAAAUCGGUAGCUUUGCUGCAGUGUGCUUGUCCAGGUUAUCUGCAUUGUAAUGAAUAUGAUAGUCUGAGAGUAAGAUGGCUGAGAAAGACGCUGGAAUCUUUCAUCCCACCGCCUUUGAUAAAUGUAAUUAAAGUAUCUGAAUUGGAUGGCAGAGAAAUGGGAGAUGCCCAGCCGGAAACGUUUGACAAGGUGUUGGUUGAUGCUCCAUGUUCAAAUGAUCGAAGUUGGUUGUUCUCUUCCGACUCUGAGAAGGCUGCCCACAGGAUCCAUCAAAGGAACAAUUUGCCUGUUCUGCAGGUAGAACUCUUAAGGUCUGCAAUUAGAGCCUUGCGUCCUGGAGGAUUGCUCGUGUACUCUACAUGCACACUGUCCAAGGCUGAAAAUCAAUGUGUGAUCAGUGAAAUCUUAAACUCCAGUAGUAACAUGGCACCUGUGGACAUAAGUGGAAUAACAAGGACUUGCUCCCAAGACUUCACAUUCUUUCCCACUGACCAGGAAUGUAGCCUCUUGGUGAUUCCUGAUAAGGCCAAAGCUUGGGGCCCAAUGUAUAUAGCCAAACUGAAAAAAAUCAUGAGUACAGGAAAAUAGUGACAUCAAUUUUAUAAGCCAUAUUGGUGUACUACAUUUAUUAUUUGAGGUCUCUGCAUGUUAAUAUUUAAAUAUAUAUAGCCAUUCUCCCUAGGUCCAUUUGGAAACCUGCUUAGUUAAUACUUUAGCAUCACCGAGCAUAAGAGCCUUAAAUUAUUUCAAAUGUAAUUUUGUUCCUAGAAAUACAUCUGCAGCAAUGAUUUCAGGUGGGACAGAUAAAGUUUGUUCUACAUAAUAAAUCUCCUGUCUUUUACUUUGUAUUUUAUAGUUAAAAUUAAUCAGAAUACAUGAUUUUAUGCAUAAAACAUUUAGGACUGCAGUUUAUGACUUAGGUGUUUAAACCUUUCCUUUUAAAAUGUACAUUUGCCAACACUCUUACCAUUUUCCUCCCUGUCAAGUGCACAGAUUCUUUUUGGUAAGAACCAAUUGGUAUUUAGAUAACAUCUUAAGUAGCACAAUUUCUAGUUCUAGUAAAAUAGGAUUCUUAUUUGUAAAGUUGUUUUCUGUUAUGGACUGUCAUCUGUUUACUGCAAGUCAGUAACUCUACUGAUGCCAGGUUCAUUUCCCCCCAUUUUUUAAAAUUCACAAAUACAAAUUGAAAGGGUAGAUUAUGUUGAAAAGCCUUUUGCACGUGUUUGACUUUCAGCAUUCAGCUUGUAUAAUAAUGGAGUCUAUCCAGCAGGCUAUAAAGCAAGUACUUGAAACAAAACUAGAAUGAUUAAUAACUGUAAUAACUGAACUAUAUUUGGAGUGUUUUGUUACAUAAUUGCAGUCAUAAUGAAUACUACAGAAUCUGAUUAUCUUACUGUUGCAAUCUGGAGGUACUUUUUUAUUUCCCUCGGUUAUAAAAUGUUAUAUGAGAGUGUGAUGUUACAUAUUAAUGCACAAGAGAGAGAGAGAGAGAUGCCUAAUAAGUUAGUUAUCCAUUACUAAGACCCCAAACCUUUCACUAAGUGGCUGUCUUUGUUUACAUAUACCCUGGGAGUUUGUGUAUGCUCCUUUACAUAUUUUUUAUACUUCAGAUUUUAGCUUCAGUUUUUUUAUUUUUUGAGAAUUUUAUACGUGAAUGUUGUUUUUGUAUUAUUUCCACCCUUCCUAGGCCCCCACCAACUCCUUCCUGUUCCUCCACUCCAUUCCCUCUAUUUCUUAACCUGUUUUUUCAUUAUUAUUGUUACAUAUACAUACACAUGCUUAUAAAUAUAUUAAUAUAUACAUAUACAUGCAUAUGUACACAUAUAUAUACAUAUACAUA
Nannospalax galili (Upper Galilee mountains blind mole rat) is the source of this 2347-nucleotide messenger RNA. RefSeq names its product NOP2/Sun RNA methyltransferase 3 (gene Nsun3). Gene Ontology annotation, biological process: rRNA methylation. The record is from RefSeq and is a predicted model, not a curated record. The transcript is spliced from 6 exons. NCBI's taxonomy places the organism in Eukaryota, Metazoa, Chordata, Mammalia, Rodentia, Spalacidae. Gene Ontology annotation, cellular component: mitochondrial large ribosomal subunit. The coding region runs from base 76 to 1095 and encodes 339 amino acids. Gene Ontology annotation, molecular function: methyltransferase activity.